AUGGAGCCAGCUGCAAAGCGUAGAUUUAUCAGCCAGAUUGUUGAGAACUCAGGCAAGAGUCUUGAGGACAUUUCAAAAGAACGAGAGCUCCUAGCUCAAAAUAAGCCAGUUCUCCUCAAAUAUAUUGCAGAUUCAGUAAUCGGCGACCGCAUGCUGUUCCCCACUCCGUAUGGGGACCGACCUCUUGUAUACGCCGAUUACACCGCAUCUGGCCGUUCUCUUUCCUUCAUUGAAGAUUAUAUUCGUGAAGUCAUCUUAGCAGGCACAUUAUUUUUCUAUUCCUCGAAAAAUUUGGUCUUAUAUUUUUGCUUGCCAGGCAUUUUUAUGGAAAAAUUCUCUUUAAAUUGUCUCAGAGUUAAAUUUUCAAAAAUAAAGAGCGAAUAGACUGAAGCCAUCUUAACCAAUUAUUCAAACACCCACACCUAUACCUCCUGGGUAGGCCUGCAAACUCAAUUUUUCAGACACGAAUCGAGAUCUAUCAUCCAUCGAUGUGUCAAUGCAUCUGAAGACGACGUUGUUCUCUUUGCAGGAAGUGGCUGCACAGGCGCUGCCAAUAAGAUUGUUGAAAUCAUGAAAAGAACCAACUGGGGUCACGAAAGCUGCAAUUACCAGCAAAAUCGUUGGGGAUCAAUAGACUGCAAAACUUGUUCUCUUGCCUUUUCAACACAAGGGACUUUUCAUAAGCACUUGCAGUCAGUCUUGCACAAGACUAACACACAAAACGCUGAUGGACAUGCCCAAGUAGAAAACUCACAGCCUAUAAUUUUCUUGUCAAUUUAUGAGCACCACUCAAAUUUGCUGCCGUGGAGAGAAGCUGGCGCAAAUAUAGUGACAAUUGGGGAAAACCCUGACGGGACACUUAACUUAGAGCAGCUUGAAGAAGAGCUCAAAAAAUACCAAAACCACCCUCAUAAAAUAGGCUCAUUUUCAGCAGCGUCAAAUAUAACUGGAAUUCUAACAAAUGUGGAAGCCAUAAGCAAGCUGCUUCAUAGCUAUGACGCUCUUGCAUUUUUCGAUUAUGCAGCUGCAGCUCCAUAUGUAAGAAUCAAUAUGAACCCUUCCAAAGAUGCAGCAAUUGACGCAAUAUUUUUAUCACCUCAUAAAUUCCCAGGAGGGCCUGGAACUCCUGGUAUUUUAGUCGUCAAGAAAAAAUUGCUGGGCAAUGAAGUCCCUACAAAUGUAGGAGGCGGGACUGUAUUUUUUGUGACCGCCCAAGACCAUACAUAUUUUAUUAAUCCUGAAGAAAGAGAAGAAGGCGGAACUCCUGACAUUGUAGGAGCCAUUAGGGCUGGGCUAGCAUUUCAGCUUAAAGAAGCUGUUGGAGAAGAAACAAUUGAGGAAAGAGAAAACGAGCUAGCAAACAGAGCAAAGUCAAGACUGGAGAGAAACCCAAAUAUAGUGAUCUUAAGCAAUGGAACUGCUCCAAGACUACCAAUUUUCUCGUUUUUAAUCAGAUGUGGAAACAGAUUUUUCCAUCACAGCUAUAUCGCAGCACUUCUAAAUGAUUUAUUCGGAAUCGAAUGCAGGGCAGGCUGUGCCUGUGCAAACCCUUAUGGGCUCAACUUGAUGGGAAUUGAUUAUAAUUUAUCGAAGGAUUUGCAAAAUAUGCUAAAUGAAGGCUUUGACUUGUUCAGGCCAGGGUUUGUGAGGAUCAAUCUUAAUUAUUUCUUCAGUGAUGACACUGUGGAAUAUAUUUUGAAAGCAGUUGAGUUUAUAGCUGACAAUGCCUUAUGGUUCUUGCCACAGUAUAAAUUUGACAUGGACAAGGCUGCUUUUGCCCAUCGUGCCUUUAGCACCAAAGCUGGGAGACACCAAGUGAGAAAAUGGCUAGGAGAAAUUUCAUAUGCGCCUGGCUCAAUAACAUACCCGAACUAUCUUCCGAAAAAAGAGGAAAAUUUGAUUAUAUAUAUAGAAAAAGCUGAAGAACUUGCAAGAGAAAUACAGCAAAAUAGGUAUGCUCAUAAAAACCUAUCUGACCACAGAGUAGAAAUCCCAGCAGAGUUUGAGCACUUGCGCUGGUUUAUUUUACCUUCAGAAGCUCUAGGAUUUAUUCAAAGCAAAGGAAUCAACUUCCAGAGUGCCACUUCUCCGUUUUACCCGAAAAAUUAUGCAGGAAUAGUCCAGCCAGAAGCAGUUCUCCCUAAUGCUCUGCCACCUAUGAAAGUACACAGAAGAGAUAAAAAACAGCCCCCUUUAUGGCCAAAAGUUCCGAAGAAGAUCAUGAGAAAUGUAACAAAGGCGAUUGUAGAUUUUGAUAUGAUUAAGGAUGGCGACAAAGUAAUAGUUUGUAUUUCUGGAGGAAAGGACUCUUUGACUUUGCUGCAUGCUCUGAAACAAAUGCAAAGGGUUUCUAAAAAGAACUUUGAGAUUGCUGCUGCUACCGUGGAUCCUCAAACUCCUGAAUAUGACCCAUCUCCAUUAAAAGACUAUUUAGCGACUUUACUUAAAUAAAAUCGGCUUAAUAUAAUGCUUAGCUUCCACUGCCACACAUCAUCCCACUGGGCUCCUGUCCUUGCUUUGGGUAGCCAGCCCACAGUGCGUCAGGCACAGCAUAUUCUUGAUCUGAAUGACCCUCGGCUUCAGGCAUUCGGAUUUCGACAACUGUCUCUCGUGCAAACUAAUUCGUGCCUAUCAGGCACAAAAAAGGUACUUGUCUCCACUACCUGGGUUGGUGGCAAACUUCGAAAAUUUUUUUGUUUGGCAUGGAUGCUCAGCACUAGGCGCCAUUGAUAUUUGGAGCUCAAUCAUCGCGGGAGAAGAAGGAAAACUUCAUAAUCAAAGAUAUGUUAGCCAAAAUUUUUUGUCAGAGACCAGAGAAAAUUUGAGCGUCUACAUCAUUGACUAUAUUUCCGACUUUACAAGUUCCUUAUUUCUAUGAAUCUCAGCCAAUUAUUGAACUGGCAGCCCAAAAAAUGACCAAAAAGAUUUCUCUCUGUGCAUUCUGCUCAAGACUCAAGAGAGGGAUUCUUUAUUCUUGUGCCAGGAGAGAAGGAUAUAACGUCCUUGCCUUAGGCCAGCAUUUGGACGACCUAGCAGAAAGUUUUGUCAUGUCAGCAUUCCACAAUGGUCUAUUAAGAACCAUGAAAGCAAGCUAUGUGAACGACAAAGGCGAUUUAAGAGUCAUCAGGCCACUUGUAUAUGUCAGAGAAAAACUAACAAAAGAAUUCGCUGAAUUCGCCAAACUCCCAAUCAUCACUGAGAACUGUCCUGGCUGUUUUGCUGCGCCAACUGAAAGACAUAGGACAAAAUUGCUGUUGGCUUCUCAAGAGCAGAUUAUUCCUGAUCUGUAUAGUAGCUUAUUAAAUACAAUGAAGCCCAUUAUGAGAGGAAAUCUUGACGACUUGCUAGGAAAAAGACCUAGAGAAGAAGACGAAGAAAAUGAAAAAGAGGAAUGUGAAGAAGAAUGCGAGCAGUGCGUUUUCAACCCAGUUUAA
Molecule: messenger RNA, 3434 nt
Organism: Blepharisma stoltei
Lineage: Eukaryota; Ciliophora; Heterotrichea; Heterotrichida; Blepharismidae
Source: the annotation of a GenBank genome assembly